This is a messenger RNA of Pestalotiopsis fici W106-1, 1644 nucleotides long. RefSeq lists its product as uncharacterized. Gene Ontology annotation, molecular function: protein binding. The coding region runs from base 1 to 1644 and encodes 547 amino acids. The record is from RefSeq and is a predicted model, not a curated record. Lineage: Eukaryota; Fungi; Ascomycota; Sordariomycetes; Amphisphaeriales; Sporocadaceae. The transcript has a single exon.
AUGGACCGUCUGUCUUCUGAGCUCCUGCUUGUCGUGGUGUCCUUCUUGGACAUCAAAGACUUACUGCGGUUCCGCCUGGUGAAUAAGGCAUUUGCAGUAAUUGGGGCGCCCUACAUCCUUCCAGAGGUCGCCUUCUACCUUCACGACAAGGACCUCGCCAAACUCAAGGAGAUCGCUGCUCAUCCGGUCUUUGCUCGUAAUGUCAAAAAGCUCAUGUACAUUACGGACAAACUAAAGCCACGUGCCGACUCAUACGAGCGAUAUGUCCGUGAAUAUGAGACGACGAGGGCCAUGAUGCGCCUAAAUGAAGAAAAAGCUCUCCAUCGGUCGCAUCUGAUGAAUCUAUCGGACAUUCAACUGAAGCAGCACUACUCGAGAUACUUGGAGGAGAUUAAGGCGCAAAGGCUCAAUAUUCGAGAACGCCGUGAUUUUACCCACCUUGUGGAGGUGCUUCCCAGCUUUUGCAAUCUCCAAACAGUCACCGUGACGAGUGGGAAUCAGUUCAACGCGCGCCGCUGGAAACUCCCUUCGCCGUACAACGAUUGUGCCCAUGACCCACAUUACCACGACCCUCAGCAGGGAGUGAGGGAACUCGAAGCAAUGCUCGAGGCUUUGGCGAUUGCCAAUGUGAAGAUUGAAGAGCUGCAGGCUGGCUCAAUGAACUGGCAAUUCUUUGCCCAGGACUCGGAGCGCCUGUCUCAGCUUUUCGCCCCGUUGGCCAACCUGACGAGCAUUGAUCUUUGCUUGGAGCUGGAAACCGACGACGAUGGCAUUGCUGAGUUUGACGAACUCGAGUCCUGCCGCGACGUAUUGUGUCGGGGCAUGUUGAGGGAUCUUCUCAAGUCGAUGCCGGGAUUGAAAGAGUUCAGCAUUGUUUUAACCGGUGAAUUUGAUGAAGAGGAGGCCGUAGCAUCUCUAGACUGGGUCAUAGCACCUGGCUACCGGUGGCCACAGCUAAGUGGCAUUACACUCGAGGGCUUCGAUUGUACCAGGGCGGCUCUUUGGAAUUUCUUGGACCUGCACAAAGACAAUUUGACUUCCCUUUACCUUGGGGAUAUUGUCAUGCAUGGUUCCUGGCACAAGCUUCUCCCCGAUAUCCGCCACAACCUCAAUCUAGACGACGUGCUGAUAUAUGGGCGUAUCUAUGGCUAUACCGACGAAGGGGGCGAAACAGACGAAGGGUUUGGCCCCCUUGACACGUGGGACGAAGCAUGGAACUUGAGCGUACCCGAGGCUUACCCAGACGACAUGAGAUCAUCCAUUAGUCGUUACUGCGAAUGCAACGGCAAUAAUUAUCCCGAUGAGAUACCGCUUGAUGGUGCCACAGUCGCAAAGUAUUUUGAAAGUCACGUUAGAAGAGAGGGCAUGCUAUCUCAAGCAGAGGACGAUGAAUUGAUGGAAAAGGAGCAAGUGAAAUUUCACGAGAAAUAUGCGGAAGAGUUUGAGUGGUUUAAACGCAAUGCGCGUCACGAAAUCAGUGACGGUUCGCAGGACGAGGAGGACGUUGACGAAGAAGAAGAGGAGGACGAGGAGGACGAGGAGGAGGAUAAUGAUGAAGACGAGGACGAGGGUGAGGACGACGUUGAUGGAGAAGAUGAAGAAGAAGAAGAUGGAGAUAGCGGCAGCGACAACAGCGUGGAUUAA